AUGAAUUUCGGCGUGGAUCUCUUCCGCUUGUACGAGAACCACAAGAAGGAAUCGGAGGCGGCGGGGAAUUAUGAGACGGCCGCAACCACCGCCCUGCGGCUGCAUCAAAUGCGGACCGUAGAGCAAAAGCGGCAAAAAGCGUACAGAUACUUUGCUUACUCAGAUUUCGAUCUCAUUUCUUUCGUGUAGAAGCUUUUGUUUCAGUAGUGUUGGGUGCAACUUGAUUCAGAGAAACUCACAAUUGCAGGAGCAAAUAUCUUUACCUGUACGUAAAUGCAAAUCGUCGCAGGUCACUUGCCCAGCGCCACAAAACCGAGCUGGAAGCUCUGGAGGCCGCACAGGUGCAGGCAAAACUGGAAUUGGUCGAGUAUUCAGUUCUUAAACGUUACAUUUUCAGCUGUUACAUGCAUUUGUGACGCAAGGAUAGGAAAAGUGAAAUGGGGGAGCUUGCUGCACCUCUCGCAUCACAAAUUAGCUCGGCACAGAUUUUGGCGGUGUUUAAGUUUUUCAAGAAUUUGUCAAACGAAGUAGCUCCGUCGUGUGGAUGUGGAUGGUAAUUUUGCAUGACAAAUUCACGGAGCAAAAUGGGUCGCCCUGCCCUUAGCCUUCCAACAUGACAAAUUCACGGAACAGCUGACAGCGUAAGGUUUGAGAACUCCAUAGCGAGGCUGAAAAAGCCGCAGUCGGCCAGCUGCUAGCGCACGAGUCGGAGCAGCAUGCGAAAUUGCGGGCCAGACAUGCGAAGGAACUGGAGAAUGUUUCGCCGCCAGCGCGUAGCUCUACUCGAGCCACCACGUCAGCAGGUGCGGAAACGAGUAACAGCACUGGAAGUUGUUGUAGCACCAAGGACGAACAAGAAGGGCACUACGAGAUCGCCACAAAAAGCACAACUGGAGGUUUCGAAGCAGCUCCUGAGAGGUCGACCAGCACUGCUACUGGUAGUACGAAUGCAGCAACUGCUGUGACGAAACAAAAGCCGACAGCCGAAAUUCUGCAACUGGAAACUCGCCUGAAGCACAUCGUCUCCCAAGGCCUUUACGCCAAAGCACGUAAAAUCGCUCAGCAGAAACAGAUGCUAGUGCAGGAGCAAGAAGCGCGCGCAACGGUACUAAUACAACACACAGAUGUACAGAUGCUUGCUGUAGUUGCAUAGAAGGUUAGAACUAGAUGCUUCGUUUUUGUCGCAGCGAGCAACGUGUCUCAGACACUGUCACUGAAGCCUAGUACCGACUAAAAAUAUUUAAAAAAUAUUGCGGACAAGUUCGUGAACGAAACAUUACCGAAGCAUUACCGAGUGGAUCAUCUAAAGAUCUAAUCCUGUUUCUUGUUUAAGAUUAAAAACGACAAAGUCGACAUCAACGCUGACACCCAGGCCUCCCUGCCGCUCGAAGCGGAGACCAAAGCUUCAAAAUUGGCGCAAAAGCACCAAGCUGAGCGCGACGCGCUGGAGGCCCGUCUGCGGCGCGGGCGCGACUGUUUGCGCCGCAACCAAGAAGAUGCGUUCCAGCAGCUGCAUAUCCUGAGUAAAAACAUCCCCACACCAGAGUCAAGAUGGGGAUUUUGCAACACAAACCUAGAACUUCUGGGGGUCACGCAUCACAAGUUGCAGUCCGUAGUGUAGUGCAGGUUCGCAAGGCCAGCUGCAUCAGAAAUCCAUCUGCUCAUCCUGUUUACAGCAUUACAAAUUCGAAAACACGACUAAAAAUGCUUCUCCUGGCGAUGCGCAUUACAAAUGUUCCUGUCAUUGCAAAUCUGCAUGACAACUCUGGUGUGGGGACGUUUUUACUCAGGAUACUGCAAUUACGGCAGGCAAAGGCGCUCGCGAAUCUGCAAACCAAGCACCGCUGCGAGCUGGCGCAGUUGGAAGCAAAAUGCAGGAACACGGCGAGGAAGCAACAUGCAGGAAUAUUACAGGACGGAAGCGAAAUCUUCGAAACAGAUGUUGCUCAGCGACUGCAGGGCAAAACUUUGCUGCAGACAACCAGCAGGGAAAACAGUCCGCGGGGAGGACGAGCCGUCCCAUCUUCACAUAGAAGUCCUCGCUGCAAAAGUCCUACUUUCCUCGCUUCGGGCAAGUUGUUCGAGGUGGAUAGGGCUGCUUAUAGCGAAACGUCAUUUUUCAAUACCAGUAUUAGUGAAGAGUUUGCUUCCAAAGAACUAAACAGGCCCCCGAUAGUGAGUGCGUUUGAUGCAAGUCAGAAUAAGGACAGUGUCAGUUCAGCCAUGAGCAGGUUUACCGCGGAGGAGCGCAGUCGCACGCUCGGAAGUGGUGGUGAUCACUGGAGUAGAAAUCCUCGAAAGAAGUUCUAG
Amoebophrya sp. A120 is the source of this 2310-nucleotide messenger RNA. NCBI's taxonomy places the organism in Eukaryota, Dinophyceae, Syndiniales, Amoebophryaceae. The record is from the annotation of a GenBank genome assembly.